Talaromyces rugulosus is the source of this 1113-nucleotide messenger RNA. RefSeq lists its product as uncharacterized. NCBI's taxonomy places the organism in Eukaryota, Fungi, Ascomycota, Eurotiomycetes, Eurotiales, Trichocomaceae. The transcript is spliced from 5 exons. The coding region runs from base 1 to 1113 and encodes 370 amino acids. The record is from RefSeq and is a predicted model, not a curated record. Gene Ontology annotation, biological process: transmembrane transport; carbohydrate transport. Gene Ontology annotation, cellular component: membrane. Gene Ontology annotation, molecular function: carbohydrate:proton symporter activity.
AUGACCAUUCCAAUCUAUAAUUCAGAAAUUGCCCCGUCCCACAAACGUGGUUUAAUUGCUGGCUUGCACGCACAAUUUGUGGGCGUUGGUUUUGCUGCUGCCAAUUGGGUAGGGUUCGGGUGCUCUUAUACCUCAGGUGGCUUCCAAUGGCGAUUCCCUUUCGCUUUUCAAUGCCUUCCAGCUUUGAUUAUUCUGAUUGGCAUCUUUUGGCUUCCGUACUCUCCUCGAUGGUUGCUUGAACAAGAACGUGACGAAGAGGCCUUAGCUGUCAUCAAGCGUCUCCAUGGUCACCAGGGCGAGGACGAUACCGUUAUUAGAGGCGAAUUCUAUCAGAUACGAGAACAGUUAAGGUUUGAAAAAGCCCAGUACGUCGCCGGGUGGUCGGACCUCUUCACCAGGGCGAACAAUCGCAAGCGUAUCAUUCUUGCCGUGCUCGUCCAGGCUUUCACCCAACUUAGUGGUAUCAACGUUAUCAACUACUACCAGACCGACCUGUACAAGGGGUUGGGCAUGACUGGGCACACCUUGACUUUGCUUGCUGGAGUCUACGGUCUAGUUGGUCCUCUGGCUAAUGUGGUAUGUCUUUACUAUGUCGACUCAUGGGGCCGCAGAAAGACUUUGUGGAUCACUGGUUUCGUCAUGGCGCUCGACAUGGCUGUGGUGAUGGGACUUUCUGGCGGAUUCGCUCAAAGCAGCAACACCGUCGCCAAAGGCUUUACUAUUGCGUUCAUCUUCCUCUUCUCCAUGAUCUACUCCCUCGGCUACAAUUCCAUUCACUACAUCUACGUUCCCGAAAUCAUGUCGAUGGCGAUCCGAGCCCGUGGUUCUUCCAUCGCCAUUGUGUGCAAUGUUAUAAUUAAUAUCGUUUUUAAUCAGAUAUCUCCCAUUGCAUUUGCGGAAGUCGGAUACAAGUACUACAGUCUUUUCAUCUGUACUAAUCUUGUCGGCGCGGUGACCGUAUUUUUCUUUUUCCCAGAGACAAAGGGCAAGUCUCUGGAGGAGAUUGGCCAAAUUUUUGGAGACGAUGUUAUUGUUGGAGAUUUGGCUCAGUUGCGUGAGAAGAUUGAGGCUGGUGAUGUGGAAAUGAUGGAGCAGGUGGAAGAGCGAAAGUAG